GAUCACUUGAGGAAAUUCCAUGGCUGAUCAUCAGGAUAUGAUCACAUACGUUGCGGUGGGAAAAGAUGUGAAAGACUGCAAAUCAAUCCUGUCUUGGGCCAUAGAGAACAACGUCGGAGGAAGCAGGAUUUGCAUCAUUCAUGUUCACAAGCCUGCAAAGCUGUUCCCUUUAGUGCGAAGCUUAAUGACGGAAAGGAAGGUCAGAGAACGCCUGGAAAGUGGUACACAAAAUAUGCAUGCAAUCAUGGAGGAAUACUUUCUUUUCUGCCAACAAAAGGGGGUACAGGCACAAACGCAAACCAUUGAAAUGAACUCUAUUAGGGAGGGAAUCCUAAAACUCAUCUCUAAAUAUGGGAUCAGGAAGCUUGUCAUAGGAUCAACAUCGGCCAAUCACUAUAAAAGAAAAGUGGAACUGGGGUCUAAGAAAGCGAAGUAUGUGUGUAAAACUACACCUCUCUCGUGUCAAGUUCAAGUGAUUUGCAAGGGCCACCUCAUAUUUACCAGGCUUGCUUCCAAUCUUUUGUCAAUUACACUUGCAAAUAUGUCAUUCUUUUGCUACCUUUCUGUGCACCAAUAUCCCCCCGCAAUCGAAAUGGCAGAUCUUGCAAUUGAAGAUUGGCUCGUAACAGAGUGA
Molecule: messenger RNA, 634 nt
Organism: Juglans regia (Persian walnut)
Lineage: Eukaryota; Viridiplantae; Streptophyta; Magnoliopsida; Fagales; Juglandaceae
Product: U-box domain-containing protein 33-like
Exons: 5
Coding region: 20-634 (204 amino acids)
Source: RefSeq, a predicted model, not a curated record